AUGCGUGGACACCGUCUGCUCUGUGAUCACACGAUUUGAUGACAAAAACAUAAUAUACAAUAUUUUGAAUAACUCUCUUUCGUUCUUUAAGCUUUGGAAAAUGCAAAUUAACUGGAUUCACCAUUAUGCUUCUAAAAUAAGUGGCUCGUGCUCUUUUGUCAUCAAUUUAUUAGGUAUCUAUAUUGCUCAUGACGACAGAAAAACUCAUCUGGGUAAUUAUAGAAUUUUAUUAAUUUUUCUCAAUUUACAAUAUUUUAUCUUCCCUGAUCGACUUGUUGGUGCAAAUGGUAAGGAGUUCGGCUUUGCAGUCCUAUAAAUUUGUUAUUUCAGUCUUCUUUGGACCAUAAAUAUGCAUUUUCAUAUUUUAUUACGGAUGGAAUUUUCGAAAAGGUAGUCUUUAGUAUGCGACAUUUUGCUGACUCAUUGUGAUUAUUUUUUAAAUGUUGGUUUUCUUGAAAAAUAGUUACACAAAAAAUCCAAAGUAAAAUAACUCUAGUGGAUGUUUUAAAAAAGUUCAAAAUCUGAAUAUUAUAAGAGCAGUGUACAUAACAUGUGCGCUGAAAAUUUCUACAAUUUUUUGACCCUCUGCAAAUUUUUAAAAAUUGAUUUUAGCCUAACUUUAGACACUGUACAGCUACUUUUUUUUUCAGAAAUCAAAUUUCGGAACAAUUGCAUUAUGCCUGAGAGGAAGCUUCAUAUUUUCUACAUAUCCGAUUUUACAUGCACAUUUUUGUAUCGUUAUAUGGUUCUUUUUAGGUACCUCUCACCAGAAAAACGUUGUAUUUACAUUUUUAUUCUCAGAAGCUCCUUCCUUUCUUUCUAUUUCAUUCCUUAUGGUAUAAUAUGUUCAGUUUCGUAUUGCUUAGCUAUCAUAGGUUUUACAUUUACGGUUGGAAAUUUAAUUUUUUGAUACAAUAAUUUCUAUGUAUUUUUCAGAUGUCUUAUUUCUGGAUGGUGGCAGAUACUGAGCGGUUAACAUAUAUGCACGAAAUUUUUUUUAACACUUCCUCACUUCUCUCUAUCUCUCCUCCCUUCUUUCAAUUCCUCAACCUCUCAUUCUCAAGUUGUGUACACUGUUCCUAUCAACACAAAUUUCAACAUUUAAGCGUAGCAAUGUAA
Caenorhabditis elegans is the source of this 1119-nucleotide messenger RNA. Lineage: Eukaryota; Metazoa; Nematoda; Chromadorea; Rhabditida; Rhabditidae. The record is from the annotation of a RefSeq genome assembly.